This is a messenger RNA of Haliotis rubra (blacklip abalone), 473 nucleotides long. RefSeq names its product KH domain-containing, RNA-binding, signal transduction-associated protein 3-like. Gene Ontology annotation, biological process: regulation of alternative mRNA splicing, via spliceosome. Gene Ontology annotation, molecular function: mRNA binding. The record is from RefSeq and is a predicted model, not a curated record. The transcript has 3 exons. Gene Ontology annotation, cellular component: nucleus. NCBI's taxonomy places the organism in Eukaryota, Metazoa, Mollusca, Gastropoda, Lepetellida, Haliotidae. The annotation marks the transcript as partial.
CCGCGGGAUAAGAGCUCAGUCGCUGUCAGGAAAGAAGCCGGUUUGUUCAAGUAAGGACAGAAAAGUAGCGUUAAUUUUACAGAAAAUGUCGAACAACGAUUCUAAGAUGAGGAUUGGGGAUGGGCAGGACAACACUACUUAUCUUGAAGAACUUCGGCUUGAGUCCCGCCAAACAAAUCCAAAUUCACAUGCAGGGCGCUUGCUUCAAUCAGAAAUAAGCAGAAUAGAGAAAGGAGAGGCCAAAGAGCGAGUUGUCUCAUGGAUUGACGUGCAUCCAAACAACCCCCAGCCUAUGUCUGUCAGAGUGCGCAUUCCAGUGAAAGAACACCCCAGAUUCAACUUUGUUGGCAAAUUGUUGGGACCCAAAGGAAGCUCCCUGAAGAGACUCCAAGAGGAAACAGGUACCAAGAUGUCCAUCCUAGGAAAGGGAUCCAUGAGAGACAAAGCCAAGGUAACUUGUCAUUGCAUUACAA